UGCCAGAUUCAGAUUUUGCCAGUCUACCGGAAUUCGUCGUCAGAUUAGUGAGUUUAGUUUUUUAUUCGUAAUCAGUCGUGAAUCGGCAGUCGGGAGUUUUCUUCAUUCGUUCUUGUUGGAUUUUCUUCUUUCCCCUUAAAUUUUUUUUUAAAGUUCUCAAUUCUUUCAAAACAGAAAUUUUGCGCGAAUGAAAUUUGUACAUAAACUUUGCAACAAAGCGUUUCGAAUCUAUUAAGCUACACGGAAAGCUUUGUGCGUGUUUUCGUUUGUGUGAAAGGAAAAUUGAAAUUGAAAGAAUCCAAAGUGAAUCCUAAAGAAAAGUGAGUAUUCAACACGUCAAACAGUGUGCACGAAUGAAGGAAGAAAUCGCUCGUUGACAAGUAGUAGUUAAAGCCUUGUAACAACAGUAAACAAAACAAAGUCAACUACAGAUCAAAUAGCAUAAAUACACAAUACAUAGUAACUGCAAAUAUAACAAUAACAACAAAAAACAAACAAACAACAAUAAAAGCACGAAACUUACAAAUCGAGCAACAUCAAUCGUCAAUCAGUAAAUAAACCAAGUUAACAACCACGACGACGACUCACACCGAUUCGAAAUCUAAACAUUUCCGUUAGAACUGAAACAAAAAUAAUAACAAUCCACAAAGUUAAAAACGCGUUAGAAAACAAAAUAAAAAGCAAAAUAGGCGAAUUAAAAAGAAAUAUAAAGUUUUUGUAAUAAAAAAAAAAAUAAGCCAACAUAGUAGUAGUCGCAGCAGAAGCAACAAAGCAACUGUAGAAGAGCAGUAAACUAAGAGCAACCAAAACACCAAAAACAAAAAUGUCAUUUCGCGUUGUACGAAGUUCGAAAUUUCGUCACGUCUACGGUCAGGCACUGAAACGUGAGCAAUGCUACGACAAUAUACGCGUCUCGAAAAGCAGUUGGGACUCCACAUUCUGUGCGGUGAAUCCGAAAUUCUUGGCGAUCAUUGUGGAGUCCGCUGGCGGUGGAGCAUUCAUUGUACUGCCACACAAUAAGGUUGGUCGCAUAGCUGCCGAUCAUCCAUUGGUGGGCGGCCAUAAAGGACCCGUACUCGAUAUUGCCUGGUGUCCGCACAACGACAAUGUCAUCGCCUCCGGUUCUGAGGAUUGUGUGGUUAAGGUUUGGCAAAUACCCGAUGGCGGUCUGUCACGCACACUCACCGAACCGGUUGUCGAUUUGGUGUUCCAUCAACGUCGUGUUGGUCUUGUGCUAUGGCAUCCAUCCGCAUUGAAUGUGCUGUUGACGGCCGGUUCUGACAAUCAGGUUGUCAUUUGGAACGUGGGUACCGGUGAAAUACUCGUUCACAUCGACUCGCAUCCGGAUGUUGUAUAUAGUGCCUGCUUUAAUUGGGAUGGUUCGAAAUUGGUGACCACAUGUAAGGAUAAAAAGAUACGUAUCUAUGAUCCACGUAGCGGUGAAAUCGAAAGCGAAGCACUCUGUCACGAGGGUUCGAAGGCAACGCGUGCCAUCUUCCUGCGUCAUGGUCUCAUCUUCACAACCGGUUUCAAUCGUUCAUCGGAACGUCAGUAUUCGCUGCGCGCACCCGAUGCUCUCAAUGAACCCAUCGUUAUGGUGGAGUUGGACACAUCAAACGGUGUGAUGUUCCCACUUUACGAUGCGGACACGAAUUUGAUUUACCUAUGCGGUAAAGGUGAUUCGGUUAUACGUUACUUUGAGAUAACACCAGAGCCACCGUUCGUGCACUACAUCAACACAUUUCAAACGCCAGAUCCCCAACGUGGUAUUGGCUUGAUGCCAAAGCGUGGCUGCGAUGUCACAACCUGCGAAAUAGCUAAAUUCUACCGGCUAAACAAUAAUGGCUUGUGCCAGGUGAUCUCGAUGACAGUGCCGCGUAAAUCGGAUCUAUUCCAAGAGGAUUUGUAUCCGGAUACCUUAGCCGAGGAUGCGGCACAAACUGCCGAGGAAUGGAUCGCUGGCAAUGAUGCCGAACCAUUGACAUUUUCGCUAAAAGAUCGUGUCUCUAUUGUACAGGGUGGCUAUGUCUCACAAUCGGCCAGCAAGUCGCUGUCGGUGUCCAAGAAGGCGAACAUACUCAACAAGGCGUCAGCGGGCACAUCGAAGAGUGCGACCAGCGCUGUAAUUGGUGGCAAUCAUGCGACAUCGAAUAACAACAAUGCAUCGAGCGGGUCUGGUUUUGUGAGCGGUGUCAGUGAAAAGGAUCUGCGCGACUUCACCGAUGAAAUACGCAAAUUGAAGGCGAUCAUUGUGAAGCAUGAGAAUCGCAUACGCGCGCUGGAGGCGGCUGUGCGUGCACAAGAAGGCGACGAUACCGAUUCGCGUCCAGCGGCGGCGGCGGCGUCAGUCACUGCCGGCAAUGGCAAUUCGUCGUCCAAAGCGGCCACGGAUGGCAGCGGAGCGCAAAAGGAGAGCAACGAUAAUAGCAGUGCCAAUGAGCAGAGUCAUCCGACUGCCGCGAACGACGAUGAAUAUUAAUUAAAUUUAUAUAUAUAUAUAUUAUUUUUAAUUAAACUUGCUCCGCGACGCUUUAUCGAUUCAAAAUACGUUUCGUUUUGUAUUAAUAUUAAUUAUUAUUUUUAUCGAUUUUUAAUUUAUUUUAAAAUAAUAUAUAUAGCUUUUCCACCUUUUUAAUUUUAUGAAAAUCAGAAAGAUACAUUUUCAUUAUUACAUUUUAAAAUAAAAUUAAAAAAAUAUAUAUAUAUUGUUUGUAAAUUGUCAACACACAUACACACACACACACACAUACGUGCGCCCUAACAAAAAUCAGUAUAAAUGUGCUUUAGUUAGACCAUAAAAAUAAUCGCAAAUAAUUGUUAAAAUAAAACAAAAAAAGAAAGGGAAACUUGUUAGAAAAUCGUUCUAAGUUGUCUGUAACUAAAACAACUGCAAAUAAAGCGAAAAACGAAAACUUGUAAAUUACCAUUGUAAAAGUGUGUAGUUAUAACUCGAUGCGUAUUUUUUUCUAUUUAUACAUAAUACAAUACAAGAAGCUCUUUAUUCAGCGCUGUUGGUAAAAACUGUGAGCUUUAAGUAAACGACUAAUCACAUUGUUUAAGUGCGCACACUUUCAGUCAGCAUAGCGCUGUGCCCAAAUUAAGCUAUACUAUAAUGCUGUCGAAUGAUUGUAUUUGUUUAAAUCGUAAAGUCAUUUCGUGUAGUUAGUACAUUUUACUUUUAAAAUUAAUUAAAAUUAAUUGCAUUAAUAAUCAAAACAGAAGCAACUAAUCAUAUAUAGCAGAACAAAUGAAGGAUGAUUAAUUCAUUGUGAAAAAAAUAACUUUCAGGCCACUUGGAACUUACCAUGGUUCAGACUGAUUACAAAUGGCGCACUUAAAUACAAUUUACACAUGCAUACGUAUAAAUAUUAACCACAAUUUGUACAUUUAUCCUAAAUAUAUAUAGUGAUCGUUUUUUAUUAGUUGUUUACACUUGAAUGUGUGUUUUUCUCCCGCCGUUGCUGCCUUUUUAGCUCACAAAUAUGCGCGUUGAAAAAUAACUUUAUAAAAUGAAAUAAUUAAUAUCUUGCUUCCGUUGCAUAAAAGAACACGCUGCAUGCUUCUUGACAAAGCGCAUGCGCAAAAGAAAUUUAAAAAUUUUGAAAUUCGACAUAAAUAAUAAAACUUAGACAAGAAUGUAAACAUUUAACUGGAAUUAAGCGAAUAAUUGAACUGAAAAUACUUAAAAUGCAUAAUUUCUUUGCAAUUUAGUAAAAAUAAUAUCGUAUAUUACACUUUUUUUUUAAUAAAAAUUAGUAAUAUUGUUGCGAGGUCUUCAAUUACAAGCAAUCUCAAAGAAUUUAUUACUAAUUUAUAAACAAAUCGCAUUGUUAAUAUUUUUGCAGUUUUUAUUGUUCAAUUAUUUGCUUUUAUUCAUUUACAAAAAUCCUAUAUAGUUUGAGAAUAACAAAUGAUAUGAGAAUAAUACAACUAAAUAAAUUGAAAGGAGUACUACUAACCGAAAGGAAUUCAAAAUACUACAAUUUGUGACUUAAACAAUGGUGGACAGCAAUAGCAGAGACUUGAAUACAAUAAUAAUUUAUAUAAUACAAAAAUACGGUUAAAUCAGUUCAGACAUGCAGUACAUACUGAUAACGUGAAUAUUUUCAUGUUUCUGCUAACUGUCAAAAUGCUGCGCGAGUCGUCCUCUUUAAAAUUAGCUUACUUAUACAAAAUUUAAGCCAAAUUAAUAAUGUAUUUUUAAUAAUAUAUACAUAUACUUACAUAAUUACAAACAAAAUAUACAUACAUACAUACAUAUAUACAUAUGUAAAGCAUAAAGCAAACUACUAGUAUGUGACAAGCAUAACUACUAAUAAACAUAACAUAAUAUAUUUAUAUAGAAAUUUUUUGAUAACUGAAAAACUUAAACAAGUCGUUGUAAAUUUUAUACUAAGCGGGUAAAAAAAAAAAUAAAAUCAUAAAGUGUACGAAAAAACGUCUGCUGGCGAAGAAGCAAAUAAACGUGAAGGUAAACUUAACAUUUCAUUGGCGAGCAUGUUGCAAGCGCAAAAAUAAAGCUUUGAUACUAAAACAAAACAACAAUGCUUGUGAAAAACAUGACAAGGUCCAGUCAACCAACUAAACUCUGUAAACAUACGUAUGUACGUAAAUUAAGCAAACUACUAGCUCUUCUUUAAGUUAUAUUUUAUGUUGCCGCAAAACUUGUGUAC
Messenger RNA from Zeugodacus cucurbitae (melon fly), 4673 nucleotides. RefSeq names its product coronin-1C-A (gene coro). Bases 824 to 2479 code for a protein of 551 amino acids. The record is from RefSeq and is a predicted model, not a curated record. Lineage: Eukaryota; Metazoa; Arthropoda; Insecta; Diptera; Tephritidae. Gene Ontology annotation, molecular function: actin filament binding. The transcript is spliced from 7 exons. Gene Ontology annotation, biological process: actin filament organization.